UCAACUCGCGAGUCAGUUUUGUUUGUUUUGAAUGCAUCCAAACAGCUGCCGUCAGGGGGAAAGUUCUACGUGACUUUUCGAAGCAAAAAGCAAAUCUGCUGGCUCUGAAAAUGCAAGUUCCCAGCAGCAACCCGACGGAAUACUGCCGGCUUUGUUUUUCCCAACACUCGCUGCAAAAUGUGCUUGAAAAGUUCGAUCCCAGCAAGUUGCUGCUGACUCAGAUGCAAAACUGUCUCGGCCUGUGGCUUGCGCCGGAACAAGAUUUUCCCUGUGCCGUGUGCCGUUUAUGCGCUUCGGCGCUCGACACAUUUCAGGCGUUUCGGGAGCGGACGGGCGAGUGCGACCAGGUGAUCAAACAGCUCCGGAAGGUGGGAGAAGUGCUUGCCCCGGUGGAAUCGAUCAAGGUGGAGAUUUUGGACGAUGAGGGCGGGAGUGACGCGGAGGAAGGUGCACUUGUGAUUGACGAGCCGGAACCGGUGAAUGAGGAGGAUUCCGAGGUGGAGACUCAGCCGACUGUGCUGCCGGAGCCGGUUUGGGUUCCGGUGGAGAAUGCCAAACCGAGGCGGUCGGCCCGGUACGUUUGUAUGGAGUGUGAAAACACGUUCAGCUGCAGCCAAGCAUUGGCAAGACACCAGCGGGAAAUCCACGGCGAUGAGGAAACUCCGCCCAGCCCUCGGAGGAAGAAGGGCAAAACCCGGCACUAUUCGUGCGGGCAGUGCAGUGCCGUAUUCUACGGUUACGGAGCAGCUCUGACCCAUUUGGCUCAGGCACACAAGACUACCGGGGAGGAAGCGGUGGCCGAAAUGAUCACCGGGGAUGUUGAGCAGCAGGUGGCGCCGUCGAGUAAUACGCCAACGCCACCGCCCAAGAAAGCGAAGCCAAAGAAGACGCUCAAGUGCCACAACUGUCCGAAAAUGUUCCUCUGCAUGCGGACGCUCGACGUGCACAUGAGGACGGCCUGUAAGGUCCAGAUGACGCAGACGAGCGAUUCGAUCGUGUCGAUAUCGCCGAAGGAGCUGCGCAAGCAGUUGUUUGGAAGCGCGCCACGAGGGACACAUCGUCCGACCAACAGCACGGGCAGCUGCUUCCGGUGUGGAAUCUGCAACGAGGUCAUCGUUGGUUCGUCGGCGUUUCUCGCGCAUCGCCGUAACGUCCACGGAGGGACAACGACGGGCGAAUCGCCGGCCAAGAAGAGUGCGACCGAGGGGACUGAGGCGUAGAUCGUUUGACCUUUUUUUUUACUUUUUUGAGUAUUUUUGAUCAGCAAAAAGUGUAUUUAAUUUAUCCUAACUGACAUGAAAUAAAUUUGUUUCCAUUAUUUUUGAAAAUUCAUGAAAGUUUUUCUUUAAAGAAAACUAAUAAAAGACUUUACUUAACAA
This is a messenger RNA of Culex quinquefasciatus (southern house mosquito), 1379 nucleotides long. RefSeq names its product zinc finger protein 628. Gene Ontology annotation, cellular component: nucleus. Gene Ontology annotation, biological process: regulation of transcription by RNA polymerase II. The record is from RefSeq and is a predicted model, not a curated record. The transcript is spliced from 2 exons. Gene Ontology annotation, molecular function: RNA polymerase II transcription regulatory region sequence-specific DNA binding; DNA-binding transcription factor activity, RNA polymerase II-specific; zinc ion binding. Bases 111 to 1220 code for a protein of 369 amino acids. NCBI's taxonomy places the organism in Eukaryota, Metazoa, Arthropoda, Insecta, Diptera, Culicidae.